AUGGCGGAUUCCCCAGACGAGAGGCCGGGUUCCUCCCCGUCCGCGCCCCAGCGACGCCGCGAGAGAGCUCCAACAAUCACCAUCGACACCUCUGCCAUCACCCAGAGCCCAGAUCACCCCAUCCCGCCUCCCCAGAUCAUCCCGCCGCCCUCGCAACCUUCCCUGCAGGUCACUUCAGACAAUGCCGAAGCGACGGACACCAGGGCGCUCCUGAACAACGACAGCAUCACGCCCUCUGAAGGCGUUUCCCCUGGCUCCAUUCGUUCAUUCGGCUCCUCCGAACUCCGCGACUACGAUAGCCGGCCUACCUCCCCCCAUAACUUCUCAUCUCCCGCCUCCAAGAUGACCGAGCCGACGCCCAAUUCCAACUUCCUCUCCGUCCCGGGUGCGAGGUCGCGCGGGAACUCCCUGGAGUCCGAAGACACGAACCAUUCCUCGGCAUCAUACGGCGGAGAGACGUUCAUCGGCACGUCAGGAUCGCAAGGGUCCCGGGCGGACUUGAACCGGAGUGUUGUGCUCGACGACGAAGAGGCCCUCCGACCCGAUCCCGGCCGGGAAGAUGAGUUCGAUGUGGAGGAUAAUCGAUUCGCCUUCUCCCCGGGUCAGUUGAAUAAACUGCUCAACCCGAAGAACCUUGGCGCGCUACAUGCCCUCGGUGGUCUGCGUGGGUUGGAAAAGGGUCUGCGGACGAACAUCAACAGCGGUCUGAGCCUGGACGAGACGACACUGGAGGGCUCCAUCAGUUUUGAAGACGCAACUUCGACGACACCCCAGGACCCCGUCCCCAAAGCAGCUUCCCAACCACCGCGUCAGGCUACCACGUCUACCAUGGGCACAUCCCCGAAGCAAUCCGACGACUCCUUCUUUGAUCGAAAACGCAUCUAUACCGAAAAUAAGCUACCCGAAAGAAAAACCAAAAAUAUCCUGCAAUUGGCCUGGAUCGCAUACAAUGACAAGGUGAUCAUUCUCCUGACGGUGGCCGCCAUCAUCUCCCUUGCCCUCGGAAUUUACCAGUCGGUGCGGCCAUCGGACGGCGAGGCCCGGGUGGAGUGGGUCGAAGGCGUUGCCAUUAUCGUGGCCAUCUUGAUUGUUGUGGUGGUGGGUGCGGCCAACGACUGGCAGAUGGAACGUCAAUUCGUGAAACUGAACAAGAAAAAAGAAAACCGGAUGGUCAAGGUGAUCCGUUCUGGAAAGACGAUGGAGAUCUCGGUUCACGAUAUCCUCGUGGGUGAUGUGAUGCAUCUUGAACCGGGUGACAUGGUUCCGGUGGAUGGCAUCUUUAUUGACGGCCAUAACGUCAAGUGUGACGAGUCCUCGGCGACCGGUGAGUCUGACUUGUUGCGCAAGACUUCGGGAGAUGAAGUCUACCGUGCGAUUGAGCAUCACGAAAAUGUCGCCAAACUGGAUCCUUUCAUCGUAUCCGGCGCGAAGGUGUCCGAGGGAGUGGGAACGUUCUUGGUCACGUCGGUGGGCAUUCACUCGACAUACGGAAAGACGUUGAUGUCCUUACAAGAUGAGGGCCAAAGCACGCCCCUUCAGGCGAAGCUGAACGUAUUGGCCGAAUACAUCGCCAAGCUUGGUCUGUCCGCCGGUCUGUUGUUGUUCGUGGUGCUCUUCAUCAAAUUCCUUGCCAACCUGAAGCAUGGGGGUACUGCCGACGAAAAGGGUCAGGCGUUCCUGCAGAUCUUCAUUGUUGCUGUGACUAUCAUCGUCGUGGCGGUUCCCGAAGGACUCCCCCUGGCGGUCACGCUAGCGCUUGCGUUCGCCACGACGCGUAUGCUCAAGGAUAACAACUUGGUGCGGCUGUUGAGAGCCUGUGAAACCAUGGGCAAUGCGACCACCAUUUGCUCCGACAAGACAGGAACCCUGACGGAGAACAAGAUGACGGCCGUAGCCGCUACUUUGGGACUCGCGUCAAAAUUUGGAGACAAAUCCGCCGAAUCGGCCUCUCCGCAUGGUUCAAGUGGAAACCCAGAUCCAUCAAACCCCUUGUCACCCUCUGAAUUUGCCUCGAGCCUGUCUGAUCCUGCGAAACAACUCCUGCUCGACUCCAUCGUGCUCAACUCAACCGCGUUUGAAGGUGAAGAGGAUGGCAAGAUGACCUUUAUCGGCUCAAAAACUGAGACGGCCCUCCUCGGCUGGGCUCGAACGUAUCUGGGGAUGGGUUCGGUCAGCGAGGGUCGGGCCAAUGCCGAAAUUGUCCAGAUGGUACCGUUUGAUUCCGGCCGCAAGUGCAUGGCAGUUGUCAUCAAGAUGGAUAAAGGGAGAUAUCGGAUGCUGGUUAAGGGUGCCUCGGAAAUUCUGGUCGCCAAAUGUACGCGUGUCGUUGAAGAUCCGACGAAGGACUUGUCUGAAAAGCCUAUUUCCGAUCAAGACCGGACCACGCUGGACACCCUCAUCACCCGCUAUGCCUCUCAGUCACUGAGGACCAUUGGUCUGGUCUAUCGCGAUUUCGAGCAAUGGCCCCCUCGCGGCGCUCGCACCCUAGAGGAUGACCGCAGCCGCGCCGAUUUCGAUUCGUUAUUCAAGGACAUGGUGUUGUUGGGCGUCUUUGGUAUCCAAGAUCCUCUCCGAGCCGGUGUUACUGAAUCGGUCAAGCAAUGUCAGCGAGCGGGGGUCUUCGUGCGAAUGGUCACGGGUGACAAUAUCCUGACGGCGAAGGCCAUUGCCCAAGAAUGCGGCAUCUUCACGCCCGGAGGAAUUGCCAUUGAAGGACCCAAGUUCCGCAAGUUGAGCACCAAACAGAUGACGCAGAUCAUCCCACGACUGCAGGUUCUCGCCAGAUCCAGUCCCGAUGACAAGAAGAUCCUCGUCACGCAGCUGAAAAAGCUCGGGGAGACGGUCGCGGUCACCGGAGACGGUACAAACGACGCCCAGGCUUUGAAGACCGCCGACGUUGGUUUCUCCAUGGGCAUUACCGGUACAGAAGUUGCAAAGGAGGCCUCGGACAUCAUCUUGAUGGACGACAACUUUGCAUCGAUCAUCAAGGCCAUGGCCUGGGGUCGGACAGUGAACGAUGCGGUCAAGAAAUUCCUGCAAUUCCAAGUCACCGUUAACAUCACAGCUGUAGUUCUGACCUUUGUCUCGGCCGUGGCUAGCGACAGUGAAGAGUCCGUCCUGACUGCUGUUCAGCUUCUCUGGGUCAACCUGAUUAUGGACACUUUCGCAGCCCUCGCCCUGGCGACAGACCCGCCGUCUCCCUACGUUCUGAACAGGAGGCCCGAGCCGAAAUCAGCGCCGCUGAUUACCUUGACUAUGUGGAAAAUGAUCAUCGGACAGAGUAUUUAUCAACUAGCCGUCACGCUGGUUCUGAACUUUGCCGGCCAUAGCAUCUUGGGCUAUGAGGGUACAGUCCUCCAGACUGUGGUGUUCAACACCUUUGUGUGGAUGCAGAUCUUCAACCAAUGGAACUCGCGCCGGCUGGACAACAACUUGAACAUUUUCGAGGGGUUGUUCCGCAACCGGUGGUUCAUCGGAAUUCAGUUCAUUAUCAUUGGAUUUCAAAUCUUGAUUGUCUUCAAGGGUGGCCAGGCCUUCUCCGUGCACGAACUGAACGGGGCCCAAUGGGGAGUUUGUUUGGUGCUUGGUGUUAUUUCGCUUCCCGUCGCGGUGAUCAUCCGGCUUUUCCCUGACGAGUUUAUCUCCAGACUCAUUCCAAGGUUCUGGCAUCGGAAGAAGAGCCCCAAGCUUUUGGUGUCAGACGAGGACCGGCGGUAUGAGUGGAACCCGGCUUUGGAGGAGAUCCGGGAUCAGUUGAAAUUCCUCAAGACGGUCCGUGGAGGUCGUUUGCGGCAUCUCAAACACAAGCUUCAGCAUCCGGAGGAGCUUUUGCCGCGAUCUCGCAGCAAUUCCCGCUCACGAGACGAUUCGAUCCCGGGUACUCCUGUGGGUGAUGGCAGUAGUUCUCCGCCCCAGCCGGCCACGCCGGAACGGUCGAGACGGCGUACUCGGUCUCGCUCCAGCUCGACUUUUGGACCUGCAGCGGCAAUGGCCGGCGUUGUGGCCGGGAGCAUCGCUGGCUGGUCGCCAAUUGAAAGAGCGCCCUCGGGAGAAGGAGAAUCGUUCAAAUUCGAUACGAACAACCCACGGGCCGGACUGGCCAAGCAGCAGGGCAUUGAGAUUCAUCCUGACACGGCCGCGGAUGACCAGAUUGUGGGCGAUUACCUAGCUACGUCGAAGACUCCUCCCAGCCAGAACCCAGACCUCCUCCCUUUCUUUGAACAUGCUCCUGUCCGGGCCCCCUCCAGCCACAGCAGGAGGUCCACGUCGCAGCGAUCUCGCUCAAGCCAGAGCCAAAGCCGGUCGUAG
Messenger RNA from Aspergillus terreus NIH2624, 4308 nucleotides. RefSeq names its product putative P-type calcium ATPase (gene pmcA). The transcript has a single exon. Gene Ontology annotation, biological process: intracellular calcium ion homeostasis; calcium ion transmembrane transport. Lineage: Eukaryota; Fungi; Ascomycota; Eurotiomycetes; Eurotiales; Aspergillaceae. The record is from RefSeq and is a predicted model, not a curated record. Gene Ontology annotation, molecular function: ATP binding; ATP hydrolysis activity; P-type calcium transporter activity. Gene Ontology annotation, cellular component: membrane; intracellular membrane-bounded organelle. Bases 1 to 4308 code for a protein of 1435 amino acids.